Wasmannia auropunctata (little fire ant) is the source of this 3157-nucleotide messenger RNA. RefSeq names its product rho-related BTB domain-containing protein 1 (gene RhoBTB). Bases 697 to 2925 code for a protein of 742 amino acids. Lineage: Eukaryota; Metazoa; Arthropoda; Insecta; Hymenoptera; Formicidae. The record is from RefSeq and is a predicted model, not a curated record. The transcript is spliced from 15 exons. Gene Ontology annotation, molecular function: GTP binding; GTPase activity; protein binding. Gene Ontology annotation, biological process: small GTPase-mediated signal transduction.
CUCUCUCUCUCUCUCCCCGGGUACCGUCGUCAGAAAAGGGAGAACCGGCGAAUUUUUCGCCGAUUUUCGGAGCACGAUCGUUCGACUGCAAAUCGGAGCGAAGAACCGACGCGGAGCGCGGUUUCGGUCCGAAGAGAGUGCACGGAACGUAUUCCUUUCUUUUCCUCGCCUCGGUGGAAUGCCCCUCCUCGAACGCCCGCCCUGUCAGGACGUCAGCUGGAACUUGCGUGGAACGUCCUGGUUGCGCGAUGUGCCGCCGCUGCAGCUUCUAGUCCGUCGCCGCGCUCCGACAGACGACGGCGGCCGCAGACGGGAGGUACGGAGGAGCGGCGAUCGUUAGACUUUUACUCCGUCACCCACCGUUACAUCGCGAUUCGCGACGUGGUGCAAUCCGCGUUCGCCUACCCUAUAACGCGGAGGAGAAACUCCGAUUCUCUGACACGGAUAAGGAAGACAUCCGCUCGAGUACGCCCCAUCGUCAACAGGCGGGAGAGCUGCACGCGGGUCUAGCGCAUAUCUUAUCAACGGUCAGGUCGAGGACAUCUUGUUCCGGUUCGGUUAUCGGAUGUUGUGCACGCAUUUGGCGGCUACGGAAACGACAGCGGUAGUAUCAUCUGUGCCGGAGACAGCGGUCGGGAACUCGAGCGAUCUGGCAGGUGAGAGGGCAUAUUGCAUGAGCAGGGGUGACUGUCGGUGAUGGACAAUGAGCAACCGCACCAGGAACUGGUCAAGUGCGUGGUCGUGGGUGACACGGCAGUCGGAAAGACCAGACUGAUCUGCGCCAGGGCCUGCAACAAGCACGUGUCACUGUCACAGCUUCUGACCACUCACGUGCCCACGGUCUGGGCUAUCGACCAAUAUCGGAUUUACAAGGAUGUGUUGGAGCGAUCUUGGGAGAUAGUAGACAAUGUAAACGUGUCGCUACGUCUCUGGGACACAUUUGGCGAUCACGAGAAGGAUCGACGUUUCGCAUACGGCAGGUCUGACGUCGUGUUACUAUGUUUCUCCAUAACCAACCCCGUUUCCUUGCGAAACUGCAAGGUGAUGUGGUAUCCCGAGAUAAGAAGGUUCUGCCCGCAGACACCGGUCCUAUUGGUCGGAUGCAAAAACGAUUUGCGGUAUAUGUAUCGGGACGAAACUUAUCUCAGUUACUUCCGCGACCGCAGCCCCUUUGUAAGGGCUACGAGGAAGAGCGAUCUGGUGAUGCCGGAUCAGGCGCGGGCGGUGGCGCGAGAACUCGGCGUGUGCUAUUACGAGACGAGCGUUUUCACUUAUUACGGCGUGAACGAGGUGUUCGAGAAUUCGAUACGCGCCGCCCUGAUCGCACGUCGUCAGCAGCGCUUCUGGAUGACGAACCUGAAAAGGGUGCAAAGACCUUUGUUACAGGCGCCGUUCUGUCCACCAAAACCAGUACCGCCGAAGGUAUGCCUGGCUGCGAGUACCUAUGAGGAGAACAUGAAGAGCCUGUGGACGAGGCCGGUUCACACGGACGUCACCCUGAUCGCGAGUAACUGCACGUUCUCGGUUCAUCGGUGCCUUCUCGCCGCCGCCUCGCCGGCAUUUCAUCGGCUCUUCUCGAUGGAACUCGCCCAGGAAUUGACGCCGCGCAGCUCCAGCGAGUCCAGCAUGGUGAGCACUUUCGGCGAGGCCACCGUCGGUGACUUCAACGACGAUACCGAGUGCCUAAUUCGUAUCGAUCAAAGCAAAUCCGCAAAGGUCUGGGAGCAACUUAAGCGACGGUCGAGUUUUCAAGUACUGCCGACGAUGGAUAAUCAGAGGAAGAGUAACGGCGCGACGAUGAGGGAGCUGAAUCAUCCUGCCUUCCAAAAUAUUCGUAUAUGUCUGACUGAGAAUGCGAACGGAGUGCAGCAGCCCAUGACCGUGAUCACGCUGUCGAAGCUGAUCACGCCGCAGGCGAUGCAGCAGUGCUUGCAAUUCAUUUACACGGGCAGCUUGGACAAACGGUAUCACGAUCUGCAAACAGCUCCUAUCGGGCUUCUACUGGAGAUCAGACAGGCGGCCGAGUUUCUCGAACUGCCGCAAUUACUCAUGGUGCUCGGUAGUAUACAGACGCGGGAGCAGUUCGUCAAUAGCGAUCUCAAUAAUCGGUACAAGCACGUGGUUAGACAACGACUGGAAGAUAUCUGCCUGGAGCAAGGUCUCUUCGCCGACGUGAUGUUCGAAUUAGACGAUGGCAGCGUACCGGCCCACAAAGCGAUUCUCACUGCCCGAUGCGACGUGAUGAAAGCCAUGUUCUCUGGCGAUUUUCGCGAAAGCAGCGCAAAAGUCAUAGUCUUUCCUGGGGUUCGGGAGUACACAUUCCACAAGUUACUCUGCUAUCUUUACACGGACGAGGUACCGGCGAUCUCCUCGGCCAGAUGCCUGAACCUGUUGGAACUAGCCAACAGACUCUGCCUUCAACGAUUGGUCAACUUAGUCGAGAGCAGAGUGAUUGAGGAUCUUGAGCGGCUUUCGCAAAACGAGGGGAACGACGCUGUGGAAAACUGCCUGAGGCUGUUGGAGCCGUGCAAGCUACAUAAUGCCGAUCAGCUGGCCGACUGGUGCAUGAAUCAUCUCUGCGUUAACUAUAAUAAGCUGUGCAAAAUGUCACCUCGCAGCGUGCGGCUGCUUCAUCCGGAGAAUCAGGAGUAUUUGAAUGAGCACCGAUGGCCGCCGGUCUGGUACUUGAAGGACUACGAUUACUAUCAGAAGUGUUUAGCGGAGCAGGUACGCGAGAACAAGCCGACGUUGAAGCGGAAUCGCAAUCAAUCCGGCUGCCUGUGCUUCUCGAGCUCGAGCAAAACCAGGCGGGAGGGUAACACCGGCGGGAACGGCGGCGGCACAAAGUCAACGACGUCGAGCGAAACGCCGGCGGAUCGGCCGCUCUUCGACUCCUCGACCGAGUCCGGCGAGCAAGCCGUAUGACAGGAACUAAGCGGCCUCAGCCGCUCCGUCAGAUUCAUCCUGGUCCUACCUGUGCUCAUGGUCUUCAUAUGCACUAUUUUUACCAUUUUGCUACUGCUACAGAUUUAUACUUAAGCGGACUGCAAGACACCAAAGAGAGUACGCGUAAACGCACGAAAAACACCUAAAUAUAUAUAUGUAUAUAUACAUAUAUAUAUAUACACACACAUAAUACACGUAUACAUAUAUAAUA